UGUUUUCUUCUCACUCCCACUAGUCUCUGUGGUAACAACAACACUGCACUCUCUCUGUUUUCUUCUCUCUCUCUUCCCCAAAACCCUAGCCCUCCGGUCACUCCCAUUUUCCGACGACAAUGCACGCCGGCGUUGACAUGUACGACGACGACGGCAUUUUCAGAGCAUCCUCCUCCGCCUCUCGCCGCCGCCCAUACGGUCCCGGCCCGGACCGCCGCGUCGCGUUUCGCCACCUCACCAGAACGACACCGUACUCCGUCCCGCCGCAACCGCAGGUGGAGCGACGAAGGGUGGUGCCUGAGAUGGAUUUGGAAGACGACAAGGUGUCGGAGAAUAAGGGCACAAAGCUCUACAUUUCUAACUUGGACUAUGGGGUUUCCAAUGCAGAUAUAAAGCUGCUGUUCUCCGAAGAGGGUGAGUUGAAAAGGUACGGCAUUCAUUAUGACAAGAGUGGGAGAUCAAAAGGAACAGCAGAAGUAGUCUUCAUGAGGCAGUCCGAUGCUUUAGCAGCCAUCAAGAAAUACAACAAUAUGAGGCUUGAUGGAAAGCCACUGCAAAUUGAGCUUGUUGGAUCAAGUUUGGUUACUCCUGCCCCUGCCGUUGUGCCUCUUUCGCAAAAUAGCUUACAGGGAAGGCUAAACCAUGCUCUUGUGAGGGAACAAGGAAUUGUUGGAGGUAGCAGGUUCAACAAUAGCUUUCCGCGUGGCUAUCUUCCAAGGGACCAUGGAGAAGAGAACCAUUUCCGAAAGGUGACAUCUUAUAGAGAUCUUGAUCAUGACUUGGAGGGGUUUCAUCGCCGCCGUCCAAGAGGCCGCACAGGUUUUAAGGGCCAUAAGCCAAAGUUGUCCGUUAAAGAUCUUGAUGAAGACUUGGAGAGGUAUCGCUUAGAGGCUAAGAAGGUAAAGAAAGAAAAGGGAGAGUGAAAUCAUGGUUGAUAGCUAUAAUGACUCGUAUUUUGAGUAAAUAGGUCAGAAAAGGACUGCAUAGGUUUUGAUUACUAAUCUUAGUUGCAUAGUUUUAAUUGUACUGCACAUAUUAGUAUGCUAUUUGUACAUUUCAGUUUUAAAUAUCAAAACUUCAAAAGACCUAGUUACCUUAUUCGUUCAAGCCGAAGUCAAUAUAUUCCUUUGUGUAAUUUUUUGGAAUGGUUCAGUGGAGAUACUGAAAGUUCCUUUAUUU
Messenger RNA from Lotus japonicus, 1179 nucleotides. RefSeq names its product THO complex subunit 4A-like. The record is from RefSeq and is a predicted model, not a curated record. Gene Ontology annotation, biological process: mRNA export from nucleus. Bases 120 to 923 code for a protein of 267 amino acids. NCBI's taxonomy places the organism in Eukaryota, Viridiplantae, Streptophyta, Magnoliopsida, Fabales, Fabaceae. Gene Ontology annotation, cellular component: nucleus. Gene Ontology annotation, molecular function: mRNA binding. The transcript is spliced from 4 exons.